GGGUAAAAAACAUCAGUGGGAUCUAAUAAAAGCAUGACGGAACAAGUUGCUAGUUACUUCAUCUACUCUUACAUCAUCCCAAAGGAAAGUACUGGAUCCAUGGAAGGCAGAAAACAGAAUUGUGCAUUUUUAAAGUGUUGUGGAUUGAUGUAAAUUGUAUCUGGAGUUCAGUUGUGGUAUCAAGUGUUCAGGACCAUUCCCAUGGUGAACUAAGGUUUUUGGGAGCAACUCGCAUAUCAUCAAUAUUAGGCCCAGAUGUUGCUAAACUUUGCAUGGGGACUCAUUUUCUUUUAAUUUUGAUGAAAAAAAAUUUUUGAUUCAACUCUAUUGCAGUACUAGUACAUCAAGUCCCUGGAUAUUGGUUAUGGUUCAAAAAAGAGAUAUUUCUACUUCAUAUUCUAUGCUAUCUGCUGUUACCUAAAUUUUAGUCAAGGUUGACAGUUUUUCAUAUAAACUCUGUUUUACAACAUAGUUAUGAACCAAACUGAUCUUAGACUUUUAAUCUUUGUGUUUUCCUAAAAUCUAUGCAUUUUCCUCCAAAAUAAGACAAAGGUCAUUUCUCUGAGAGAAAAAGUGUUCACUCAUUCGUAGAUUGUUUGUUUUCUCGGAGGGAUAGUCCAGGACCAGCUAAAACUAUGCAGAUUUGAUUGAUCAAAAUGGUGGCUUUGGGCACCGACUAAAAAGACUGUAGGCAAAAGACAUCAGGUCAAAGAAAGCCACCACUAAUAAUAAAGGACUGGAAAAAAGAAAUGUUGGCUUGGUCAAAAGUUACCACUAACAUGCAUGUCAGUUAGCAUGACUAACUUUCAUUAGGUAAACUAUCAUAAGUAAAAAGGGUUAAAAAAAAAACUACUUAAAAUAAGAAAAGAAGCAAGGAAUAACUUGACACAAAUUUAGCACAAGGCAAAGUCAGCAACGGCUGCUGAAGACAUCAGAGAGCAUGGAAGGAAGUUGAGCAACUCAAGCUAGGGGACUCUAUCUUUAGAAAAUAGAAUAAAAUAAAACAAGUGACAAAAACUGAGACAAAAAGAUCAAAUAAGGAUUGAAGAAAAAGUCGCAGCAUUAAACAAGGUAUUUCUUCGUGACAAAACUUCUAUGUAUCCAUGUGUCGUGCACUGCUUUCGUAGACACUUUUAAUGACAUAACUGAAUGAGUGAGAUAAAUGUGGUCUUCUUUGGAGAAGUAAAUCCUGUUAAACAUAUCCUUACCAGCUAAUGUCAAUGACUAAUCGACACCUUCCAAUAGCAGUUUAGAUUAAGCUGUCAAGUGAGGGAAAAAAAGAAUCAUCAGCAAAAGGAGACAAGCAUCAGUUUGGUUAUAUCUGAUAGACUCAACCAAAACCAAAAACCUUCAAAAAAAAGGUUUGAGUUUGAGUCAGAGGAAAUAUUUUAAAACAUUAUAAGAAGCAAAGAAAAGGCAGAAAAGGAGUAAACAAACAACCCUUUGUGGUUUGAUUCACCAAUGUUUAUUGACUUGGAGCCUAGAAUCAUAUUUAGUCCUCCUGAAAACUAAAUGGAAAGAAAUAAAAUGUUGUUUGCUAGAUUUUUUUCUGAUCUAAAAAUCUAUCAACAGUCAGUUCUUUCAGUAUUUUGACUAAAACAUGUCUUCUAGAAACCUUCAUGUCUAACAGCUGUUAAUGGUUUAUCUCUGACUUUAUGAAAUUUAUCAAGUAGAUGUGUAAGAGCUUCAAAUCUACCUUCUAAAUGGGAUUUUAUGUCGAACACUUUACAGUGUGUGAUACCCAAAUGUCCAUUUUACUGGGCUGAAGCUUUCAUAACCCAUUGACACUUUUUCAUUUUUAUUCUAAGACUUUGGCAACAACCAUAGUCAACAAGUAAUUUGGUAAAGUCUGUAAUCAGUAAAUCAAGUAAUGUAUCAGAAACAAACUUUCAAAUAAUCCUAUCUUAUCUCAACAGCAUCAAGUCUACAAAUGACUCAAUAAUAAAGAUAGUAAUGAUGUGAAUGUCAUUUUCAAAACAGGCUAAGGUUGACUUAAGUCCGUGCAAGGACGUACUAAUGGUUUACCGUUGCCUCAAACCUUCCACUACACCCAACAAAGCUUACUUUACUACAGAGGAAAAAGUAAAAAAAAAAAAAAACUGCCAUUCGCAUAAGGCGGACACAAAAAGAAAAAAAAAACAAAGAAUCCAACCAGAAAGACACGUCUGCUCGAAGCAAAUUUGGAAAAAAAAUGUUAAAAAAACACGCUAACAGCAAAGUGCGGUUUUGAAUGGAACCGAAACAAAACGUAUAUUAUGUAGGACCUGCUAAUGUUGAGGGGUCUGGUAUAGUGACCGGCUCUCUACAGUUGACCUAUUUUCACAGGUUGUCACAUCAACACCUGACAUAUUUGACAAAAAGCCAACGCAGAUACUUCUAUUUUGAGGCUACAGGUUUCAGUAAAGCCUAUCCCCCCUGCUUAUCAGUACCACCGAGCUUUGGUGUGUUUAUUUCCUGUCAAAGACCAGCAACUAUGAAGUGGUUUUUGUGUCUGCACUGAACAGUUUAUUAAUCUAGUGACCAGCAAAUGCUGUAGUGUAAGAUAGGAAGUCCUUUGCAGAACAGGUACAGCAGACAACACAAAAACAGUUUUCCCUUUACUACUCAACCAUAGUUUGUUUUUCUACUUUAAAAAAACUCUGAAUUUUUCUUUUAUCCUUUUAUUUAAUUUGUGUUUUAUUGCAAUGAUGUACCUCAUGACUAAAACUUAAAGAAAAAAGAGGAAAAAAGUAAAGUUAAAGCAAUUUCACAAAUAAAAAAAUACAGUUUUCUUUCUUUUAUUACAAAAAAUGACACGAUUAUGCACUGUAACAAGUGUACCAAUAAGAUACUUGAAGAGGAGGGACUGUAAAGAGAAGAGGAAACCACCUUGUCCCACAGUCUAACCUGUGCCCCAACUUGUCACUUCAUAGUCAUGCUGCAUGGCAGCUCAGCGCACUGCAGGGAGAAGAUUCUCUAAGCACCUGAUUUUUCAAGCUGUGUCUCCUAUGAUCGGCUGUAAAAUUGCCAAAGCGCUGUACUGCUGUGCUGUUGCAAAAGCCACGGAGACUUUCAAAUCAGGCUUCUCUCUUCAGCGACUUCUACAGUACAGGCGAGCAGUAAGGAGGCUGACUACUUUUGCUAAUAUCUGUAGCAGCUUCAGAAAUGAUCCGCAUCAACAACACACAGUACUUCUACUUCCUGGAGCAGGCGGAAGCCUUACGUCGCUCUGGGUCGCUGUGUGAUGUCAUCAUCAAAGUUCAGAGCCAAACUUUCAGAGCUCACCGGCUGGUCCUGGCCUGCGCCAGCAAAAUGUUAGCUUGGCAGCUCGACCAGAAAUGCAAAGGCAGCCCGACCUAUUGCACUCUGGAGUACCUCUCAGCCCACACCUUCCAGCAAGUGAUGGACUUCAUCUACACUCAAACUCUUGAGGUGCCUGUGAAGGAUCUGCAGCCGCUCCUGAGAGCUGCUCAGCUGUUGGAGAUGCAGCUACUAGAGGAUCAGUGUCGCAAACAGCUGGACGCGGUUGAAGCCAGUAAGGACACUGAACUGAUUUCAGAUGUCAAAGAAGAAAAGGAAAGUGCAAAAGAAAGUCCCAACCCUGACAAAGUACAAGAAUUAUUUUCCUCUUCUGAGGGUGCGGGUGUUAGUACCGGCAGGAAAAACCAUUUACCAUCUGGCCUACCUAAUGCCCUCGAUGACCUUCCAUCUCCAAGGAAGAGGGAGAGAUUCUCUUUACCUGAAGCCUUUGGCAGCGAUAGGGACAGUGUUAUAACGAGGAACAGCAGCUCAUCCUUCACUUCUCCCUGUUCUUUCCCUGUGAGCAUGUGGAACUCUGAGGCCCACCUGAACACCCUGAGACGGAUAGCAGAAAACUAUUCCAACUUAAUCACAGCUCAUCCCCUGCAGUGCUUAAACCAGUCUUCUGUGUUGUACCCUUUCUCCCUGUCCCCUCAACACAUGCUACCCGAACUCAGUUCCCAUUUUCAAAACCCACUUCAGAACUCUGCCAUGGGCCUCUCAGCUUUCCGACCGAGUUGUGCACCAAACAUUUACACUGGAAACAGGCGGAUGGGCAGCAUGAUCAAGCACAGCCUGUUGAAGAGGAAAAAAUACAGCCCAAGCAUAUUGAACGGGCCAGCCAAAACUGAGGAUCAAAGUUACUCUAAAACGCACAAACCCAGCCCAGAAACAAAUGAAGACUGCCAACACUGCCGGACGAGACUCCUUGAUGAUCCACACUUGGGAAAGAGCAUAGCAGGAUGUCAGUUCUGCGGAAGAAGACAAGCGCAACAGCACGAAACAGAGAGGAGAGGAGACAACCGAGGAGAAAAACCCUACCAGUGCAAGCACUGUCCAAAAAAGUUCAGUCUGAAACACCAGCUGGAUACACACCACCGUGUUCACACCGGAGAGAAACCGUUUGAGUGCCGCCUCUGUGGUCAACGCUCACGAGACUAUUCGGCCAUGAUCAAGCACCUGCGGACCCAUGGGGGGGCCUCGCCAUACCAGUGCACCGUCUGCCUGGAGUUCUGCAGCAGCCUGGUUGCCAUGCAGAGGCACGUCAAGAGCCACGCAUUGCAGGACUUCCCCUCUGACUGGAGCAUUAACAGCACCUACCUAUACAUCUCCCACAUCUGAGCCACGCCUCAGUGAUCAUCCAGCUCUUACAGUAUGGGUGUAGUUUCAGUGUAUGCUUCCAACAGGGUUACAGUAUGAAAUCGCACAGUGAAAGCUUAAACUGAGGUUAAACAAAACAAAACCUGCAGCAAUUGAAGGCAGUUUUGCUCUUAAGGCCCCAAAGGCUGUUCAGGAUUACAGUGAUAAUAUCUACACAAACUGAAACUGUCGUGUGUUUGCAUUUACAAAAAUAGGAGAAAAACACAGCCAAUUUCCUGUGACAUUAAAAGCUUUGAAAGUUUUCAGAAUGCAUCAAAGCCACAUCAAUAUCCUUUCCUCGCUGCAUGACGCAGGAAUCCUCCCCCCAACUUUCAAUCUUAUUGGGUUGAGCCUUUUGCUUAGACUAGUGUUUAGAGCGCCCCCUUGUGGACGAGCUCCGCAGUAAAUUUUGAUGUGUUUCUUGAGUUUAGAAAAGGGGCUUCCAAAACUCAACUGGAAAAUACACCUCAUUUGGAUAAAGAGGUUUUUAUUUGCAAAAAAAAAAAAAAAAAAAGAAAAGAACAAAAAUAUAGAUUCAACUUGAAAACUGUGAGUGUUCUGCAGCUUAAAUAGAAGAAUUCUGGUUGUGAUGACAGAAUAACAGUUGAAUUUUUGAAUGUUCUUGGUUGGUAUUAAUCUUUUUGUGUUGAAAGCCAUAUGAGAUAUCAUUUUGUGUGUAAACGUUUUAUGAAAAAAAUUAAUUAAAUUAAGUCAUAUUUUGUUUAAGUGCAGUGAGAAAUACUGCUUCCUUGUGGAAACUAUUAGUAUCAGAUUCAAUCCAGACUUCAUUUAAAUGUAUGACUGGAUUUAUACAGCAUUAUUUUCAUAUGUAAGUGUGGAAAAAACAAGUUAUUGCUAAUUGUGUGAUUUUGUUUGCUAUUUAUAGAGAAUCUGCUUUCAUGCAUCAAAUAAACAAGCUUGCAAGCA
Molecule: messenger RNA, 5565 nt
Organism: Oryzias latipes (Japanese medaka)
Lineage: Eukaryota; Metazoa; Chordata; Actinopteri; Beloniformes; Adrianichthyidae
Gene: zbtb32
Product: zinc finger and BTB domain containing 32
Biological process (GO): regulation of transcription by RNA polymerase II
Molecular function (GO): protein binding; DNA-binding transcription factor activity, RNA polymerase II-specific; RNA polymerase II cis-regulatory region sequence-specific DNA binding
Source: RefSeq, a predicted model, not a curated record